Aspergillus melleus is the source of this 1397-nucleotide messenger RNA. RefSeq names its product putative glycerol dehydrogenase Gcy1 (gene gcy1). NCBI's taxonomy places the organism in Eukaryota, Fungi, Ascomycota, Eurotiomycetes, Eurotiales, Aspergillaceae. The transcript is spliced from 4 exons. The record is from RefSeq and is a predicted model, not a curated record. Bases 216 to 1112 code for a protein of 298 amino acids. Gene Ontology annotation, molecular function: aldose reductase (NADPH) activity. Gene Ontology annotation, cellular component: cytosol.
CGUCAGUCCUGCCCCUCAAUCGACAUCAUCCCGCCUUUGGUGCGCUGGAUGGACCUGCCUUCUAUCAUGCCUGUUUCGUUUUGGCUUUUGACGGAGUAAAUUCUCAGACCCCAGUUAUAAAUUCCCGCCUUCCCCCCUGUCCCUUUCUUCUAUCUUCAACAUCCAAAACCUCUCUCCCAACUCUAAGAAAGUUCCUCGAUUUACAACUACUCACAAUGUCGAACCUUGAGCACACCAAGAAGACCUACACCCUGAACACCGGGGACAAGAUCCCUGCCUUGGGUCUUGGUACCUGGCAGUCCAAGCCCAACGAGGUCCGUGAGGCCGUCAAGAACGCUCUCCUGAAGGGUUAUCGUCACAUCGACACUGCCCUUGCCUAUGGCAACGAGGCUGAGGUUGGUGCUGGUAUCAAGGACUCCGGCGUUCCUCGUAGCGAGAUCUGGAUCACCACCAAGCUCGACAACCCCUGGCACCACCGCGUUCAAGACGGUAUCAACUCGUCUCUGAAGGACCUCGGCGUUGACUAUGUCGACCUCUACCUUAUGCACUGGCCCAGCUCGACUGACCCCAACGACCUGAAGAAGCACUUGCCCGACUGGGACUUCAUCAAGACCUGGCAAGAAUUGCAGAAGCUCCCUGCCACCGGCAAGGUCAGGAACAUUGGUGUUUCCAACUUCGGAAUCAAGAACCUUGAGAGACUUCUGAACGACCCCAGCACCAAGAUCAUCCCUGCCGUCAACCAGAUCGAGCUGCACCCCAACAACCCUUCGCCCAAGCUGGUUGCCUACAACACCUCCAAGGGCAUCCAUUCCACCGGCUACUCCUGCCUGGGCUCCACCAACUCCCCCUUGUACAAGGAUCCUACCCUCUUGCAGCUGGCUGAGAAGAAGGGCCGGACUCCCCAGCAGGUCCUGCUUCUGUGGGGUCUGCAGAAGGGAUGGAGUGUCAUCCCCAAGUCCGUCAGCAAGUCUCGCAUUGACGCCAACUUCGAGAUUGACGGUUACGAGUUGACGGAUGAGGAGAUCAACCAGCUCGACAACCUGAAGGACCGUUUCAAGGUCUGCGGUGAUGACUGGCUCCCCAUCAAGGUCUUCUUUGGCGAUGACGAGUAAAUGCUUCCUUAUUUAUGAUAUCCCACGUAUCUAGACGAAAGUUACCAAAUUCAAUUGUAAAUAUAUUUGAGACGAAUAAACUAGUGAUGCUGAUAGCACUGUAAAAUUGACUUGUAGUGGCGGUGGGACAGUAAAACUCGCGAAAGGAGGCAAGUCAGUGCUCCGAGUCCGACGGAGCAGCGCCAGACAAUCGGAGUGGAUAACCCCGGUCAUGUGACACCCGAUAAGAGCACGUGUGGGUCAGGCGCCUGCACCGCCACUGGUUGCCGUCAUCAUCAGGCAUCC